Messenger RNA from Cephus cinctus (wheat stem sawfly), 3333 nucleotides. It is a transcript of the gene CycA, whose product is annotated as cyclin-A2. Gene Ontology annotation, biological process: regulation of cyclin-dependent protein serine/threonine kinase activity; mitotic cell cycle phase transition. Gene Ontology annotation, cellular component: cyclin A2-CDK2 complex; nucleus; cytoplasm. The transcript has 6 exons. Gene Ontology annotation, molecular function: cyclin-dependent protein serine/threonine kinase regulator activity. The coding region runs from base 262 to 1683 and encodes 473 amino acids. The record is from RefSeq and is a predicted model, not a curated record. NCBI's taxonomy places the organism in Eukaryota, Metazoa, Arthropoda, Insecta, Hymenoptera, Cephidae.
UGUUGGAGUUACGUUUGUUUAAAAUCAAACGGCAACAGAAGUUUGUUGGUGAAGGAUCGGGAGAGCCGGAGUCCUCUGCGAUGCCCGGCCGAUUCUAAUAUCGAGUUGAGUCUGAUUGUGGCCGUUUUACUAGAGAACGUAGGGCCCAGAGGAUUCCGACUAAGCAAUAUUGGGUGAGAACUAAACGAAAUUGAGGAAGAGUCCCGAUAGUUUUUGUAAAUAACUUGGAAGCUGCAAGAAGGCCCACCGGGAUUGAACACAAUGGCUACGAUCAGGGUACACGAGGAUCAGGAAAAUCGUAUUGCUGCGGACAUCAGGCGCGGAAAGGAGAAUACCACGGUCAACCUUAACAAUGGGCAGCAACAGCCACUGAAUAACAAGCGUGCUGUUCUUGGAGUUAUACACAAUAAUUGCCACCGCAAUGGCAAACCGGAUUUAUGUGGUAAAGAUGAGAAGUAUCCGAAGCCAAAACCAUUUGUACCGCCACAAUAUGAGCCAUUCAAAAUCUAUGACGAUGGGAAAAAAGAUGAUGGACUGUUCAAGGUCUAUGAAGACAAACUUGAACAGGAGACAUCAGUUGCUCUCCGUGAGAGUAAAGAUAUUGCCAAGGAGUCCAAACCUCUAGCUCUAAAGGCUGAGCUAAAGACAGAACGCGAUAAACCGAUCCUUGAAGUGAAUCCAACGACGGUGAGCAUUCAGCCGUCGAUCAGGGCGGUUCUACAGGAGAUUGAUCAAAAGAAGAAUGAGGAUCUAUUCCCUGGUGAAAUGCCUAUGUCUCUAGAGAAAUCCGUAGAAAAGUCGCAUUCGACAUCCUCUGACCCUAGAAAAGAUCUUCGAGCUAAACGUGAAGCCAGUAAAUCAAUGCGUGUCAAUUUCUUUGACGUGGACGAAUACAGGGCGGAUAUUUAUAAUUAUCUACGAGUGGCCGAGAGGCAACAUAGACCCAAACCUGGUUAUAUGAAAAAACAGCCUGACAUAACAUAUUCUAUGAGAUCGAUACUUGUUGAUUGGCUUGUUGAGGUAGCUGAAGAGUAUCGAUUACACAGUGAGACUCUCUACUUAGCUGUCUCUUACAUAGAUCGUUUUCUAUCAUAUAUGAGUGUCGUGAGGGCUAAGCUUCAGCUUGUAGGAACUGCGGCAAUGUUUAUUGCGGCGAAAUACGAGGAGAUCUAUCCCCCUGAUGUAGGUGAAUUCGUCUAUAUCACAGACGACACGUACACGAAGAAACAAGUCCUCAGAAUGGAACAUUUGAUUCUCCGGGUACUCUCGUUCGACCUUACUGUGCCAACGCCAUUGGCUUUUUUAAUGUAUUAUUGUAUAAGCAAUAACCAGUCUGAUAAGGUUCAGUACUUAGCGAUGUACUUGUGUGAACUGUCUUUACUGGAAGCCGAUCCCUACCUUCAAUAUCUUCCUAGCCAUUUGGCUGCAUCAGCUGUCGCUCUGGCGCGACAUACACUCCACGAAGAAGUAUGGCCCCACGAGUUAGAACUCUCCACAGGAUAUAGUUUUCAUGAUCUCAGAGGAUGCUUAUCCUGUCUGAGCAAGACAUUUAGUAACGCCGCCAAUAUACAGCAACAGGCAAUACAAGAGAAAUAUAAGAGCAGCAAGUACGGCCAUGUAGCACUGCUACUACCACGUAGCACGGACGUUCUGUCUUCCGAGGAGGACACGGAGAGUGCCUAGCGCAGUUACGGAAAUUUGUAGUGUGUCUCGCAGUGACUAGUGUUCUAUUCUAAAUGAAAACGCUGAUGACCCUGAGUUUUUACUAACAGAAAACUCUUAUCAGGACACUGCGAGAACACGAAACGAUUAACGAACUUCCCGACAGCUGUGAAUGUUGAGCAGCGUCAAGUGGGGUCGGGAGGGGAUCAGGCCAAGACUGACAACAUAAUCUGCUAAAAUGUGAGGCGGUAAAUGAUCCUAAGCGGUAUCAAUGAAGAUGAAUAGAAAAGGAAUGAACUGAAAAUAAAAAAAAUAUAUAGGGCCAACAUGAUGUGAUGAGAAAAGAGAAGAAAGAAGAAUAAGUGUGGCAUCAGUGCAUGUGUGAGAAAAAUCUAGAGACGGAAAAGAAGAAAGUGAGAAACAGAGAGAGGGAGGAGAGAGAGAGAAAACCCUUUUAAAAAUAUGCUAGUGGGUAUUUUGAAUCUUAUCGGCCGGUAUGAUCCGAAUGUGAUAACGUACAGGACGUUAGAGGUCCGCCGUAUUACAGGUCGUUACAUUAACGGUCCGGUUGGCCAAAGUUACUCAAUUAAUUUGUGCCUCCUUAGUCUUAAUAUUCAUAUUCCUUAAUUAAAGAGAUAAAUAAUUUCCUCUGGGAAAGUUCAAUGCAAAGUAUCUCGUGCGCCAGUGACAUACGUAGAAAAAUGACAGUUCAAUGACGGAAUGCUAGGUGCGAUAAAACGCCCAAUAAUAAUUAUUUCUCAACGAGACGAUCUGUAUUUAUUUGUCGACUCAUUGUUUUUUUUCUCUUUUAAAGACACGAAAUUAGGAACGUCCAAGUAACAUGCGCGCCGUGUUGUUAUUCGCGACACGUACUUGUCAGAUUUUUUUUCUUAAAUAUCUUGUCUAUAUAUUGUGCAUCGUCUCAGAGGUUCACACAUUAAUAUCCGCUUUUUGCUUGUCCUUUGUGGUUUUUUUUUUUUAUAUUUUCAAGAGAAUCAAAAUUUUCACAUGCCUUUUAAUGUUCGAUGUAACGGUCGCUUCGAAAUUUUACUUAUACUCACAGAGACGUCUGCGCCUCUAUUUUUUUUAGAGAGAAAAAAGAAAAAGGAGAAACAAGAGAAUAGAACAAAACAUGCCGGAAUUCACUUGUACAGUUUAAUUUAUUUUUUACAAGUUUCUAUAUAGUAUCCUGAAUUUUGCUAUAUAUAUCUCGCCGUCUCCCUAUAUAUACGUAUAUAUACAUACAUACAUAUAUUAAUUAUUACUCUCAUCCUUUGAACGUACUGUAUUUUUUUUCUUUCUCACGUGAAUUGUUUCUCAGAAUUUCGGAAUUUGCACUAUGUUGUUCGCAACAUGAAAUUUCGUACGUCAGAUGUGAUAAAGUCGGAUUAAUCACUUCUUGCCACCUUGUGACGUUGUUGUAUUCUUUUUCUUUUUCUUCUCCCUUACAGGUAUAUAUAUAUAUAUACAUAUAUUUUUUUCUAUCGACGUGCCUUCCUUUUACAACAUACAAUCUCGUUUUCCUAACGGAUCGCUCUUCAAUUUCAUGAUAAAUCUUUUAAAGAUAACAGCGACCCACCCAUGCUGCCAAUUCUUUUACUAGACAAAAUAAAUCCUGACGAUGUAAUAAGUUAUUAUUUCAUAUAAAUAAACGUACUGCGCUAGCAUGUA